AUGUCCUGGACCGCGCGGUUUGGUCUUUGCGCAUGGCUGGCGCUCGUGGUUGCCAAUGCCACUAGCUUGGAGGAUGCUUUGGAGCUGGUGACGAAGAAUGUCACAGGACAGUUCGGCACGAACUUCACUCUGAUCGAAGCCUUGGUUUGCAAGGAGGACCUUUGUGCCUCGAAGGCCACUGAGACGAUGAAGCUCUUGAGUGAUGCCCACUACAUGCGUGCAGUCUACGGCUAUGGUAUCCGGACGUCACCCAACGUGGAGGCGCGAGUGAACCUGAGCUCGAUGGAGAUGAAGCUGAUUCGUCACGAAGAGCCCUUCAUUGAGGAUAACCCUGGAGCUCACUGGCCCCCCCGUCUCGGGACUGACCUUUGA
Molecule: messenger RNA, 372 nt
Organism: Durusdinium trenchii
Lineage: Eukaryota; Dinophyceae; Suessiales; Symbiodiniaceae
Source: the annotation of a GenBank genome assembly